AUUCAUUCGUUAGGGUUAUCCAGAUGGGGUUGGCCGGUUGGGAGUUAACGCCUUAACGGACCGGUACCGGGAAAUAUAAUCCGUGAACCAAACAACGAAAGUAAGUAACCAGUAAACAAACAAACAUGAGCCGGCUCGUUUUCACUACCAUUACCACUAAAUCCUUCUUAAAAUUGCCUCCAUCUUCAUCUUCCUUUCAUUUCAAAAUUUUCAAAUCUUCUUCCUUUAGGGUUUGCAGGAUGGCAUCCGACUCAUCAUCAUCAUCAUCAUCAUCAUCAGCAGUACCUUCUCCUUCGUCCGCCAUCGAUUUCUUGUCUCUCUGCCAUCGCCUAAAGUCAACCAAAAGAGCAGGAUGGGUGAAAAGAGACAUUAAGGGCCCUGAAUCUAUUGCAGAUCACAUGUACAGGAUGGGAUUAAUGGCUCUCAUUGCUUCUGAUACUCCUGGAGUCAACAGGGACAAGUGUAUAAAAAUGGCAAUUGUGCAUGAUAUUGCAGAAGCCAUUGUUGGUGACAUCACUCCAUCAGAUGGAAUCCCAAAGCUUGAAAAGAGUAGGAGAGAGAAAGAAGCAUUAGACCAAAUGUGCAAACUUCUUGGUGGAGGCCCACGAGCUGAAGAGAUACACGAGUUAUGGAUGGAAUAUGAAGAAAAUUCCACAAAUGAAGCUAAAGUUGUUAAGGACUUUGAUAAGAUUGAGAUGAUACUUCAAGCUCUGGAAUAUGAAAAGGAACAAGAUAAAGAUUUGGAAGAAUUUUUUCAGUCUACAGCAGGCAAGUUUCAGACUGAUCUUGGUAAAGCUUGGGCUUCAGAGAUAGCAUCAAGAAGGAAAAAACAAGACUAGAUUUUUCACAAUUCUUUUUUGUUGUUUUUUUUAAUGGAUUCAAAUUAUUAAGAUUUUGGUUUAAAAAAUGUCUUCUUUUUGAAUUGAAAUAAAUAAAAGAUACUUUGAUAGGAACCAAAAUAUUUAGACCUAGAGAAUAUUGGUAGGUUGACAUGAUUCAUUGUUAGUCGAUGUCUUAAACCAUAAAAUUUAGUAUUUAUAUUCUAGGGGUAUUUUGGUCAUUUUUAGUAAUGUACUUUAAAUCUUAUAGGCAGUGACUGAGGAGGACAACUUAUGGAAGUAAGAGUGAUUGUGGGAAGCUAGAAGUUGAUGUGAGUUGUUAGGAACAUGCAUCAACUAUCUUAUUUUGAAUCUUUAUGAUUUUACCUUAAAUGAUAUUACUUACUACUUGUUUGCUA
Molecule: messenger RNA, 1237 nt
Organism: Lactuca sativa (garden lettuce)
Lineage: Eukaryota; Viridiplantae; Streptophyta; Magnoliopsida; Asterales; Asteraceae
Cellular component (GO): cytoplasm
Molecular function (GO): 5'-deoxynucleotidase activity
Source: RefSeq, a predicted model, not a curated record